CAGCGCAGUGCAGAGCUUCUUGGAGCCUAGUGUGCCUUUCUGAAGGCACCAUUCUGCUCGUUUGCAUCAUUGGGUUGGGUGCUCCCUCUCCCUCUCCCCCACUCCCGCUUCACUGCUCCAGCCUUCAACUCUCUUUCUCCCACCUCUGCUCCACCACUGCCCCAGCCUUCAAUUGACUCUGAGCACUCCACCACCUAAAUUGUACAGUGCGUGGAGAAUGAGAGAGAUGGAGGCGCAGGAGAAGAAAGGCCACAGAUCCUUGGCCAAAGCCAAACCAGUCAAGCCCUCCUACAACUACAAUGCCCCAUCCAGGCAUAAGCGUUCCAAGAGUAAUGACAGUGAUUUAGAGGAGAAAAAUGCAAAGGAUGCACCGCAGACAGCGUCUAAUCAGCCAAAGUUGAAUGGUAGAAACUCAAACACUCAUCUGCAGAGCGAAACCAACAAGGGAAUCCAGCCCAAGAGUCACACGCAAGACUCCCUCAGAAAAGAGAUUGUGCAGCUGGAGAGGCACCUUGACGAUCAACAAACGGUGCGCGGCGCACUGGAGAAAGCAUUGGGUCCGAACCCUGCUCCGGUCACUCUCUCGAAUGACAGCCCAAUCCUCCAGCCCACUAACCAGCUGAUAAGGGAGGUUGCGACAUUGGAGCUGGAGAUCAAGCACCUGGAGCAGUACCUUCUAACAUUGUACAGGAAAGCAUUUGACCAAGCGCCCUCACUUGUCGUCCGUCCGGAGGAGCCGGCGCCGGCAAAGCCAUCGAUGAGCUCACGGUCUGCGCUGAUGGAAGAAACUCCCAAAGCAAAGGCCACCGUAGGAAGAGGUGGUGAUGCAAUGCUCCACUACAGCUGCCCUCCGCUUAGCAAGAGGAGGAACGGCACGAUGGAGGACUGCUCUCCGUCCACAUGUCCAACGAAGGCCAUGGACUCUGAUCAUGGCCUGCGCAGCCAGUCCGCGCUGUCGUUCCGCGGCGUGUGUUCGUCGAGGAUAUCGCCGUCGGAGGAGAGCCUGGCGAGGGCUCUUCGCUCGUGCCACUCUCAACCUUUCUCAUUCUUGGAGGAAGGAGAGGCUGCUACUACAUCAGGAGUGGUAAGCCUGGCUGACUAUCUGGGGACUAAUGUAGCUGACCACAUCCCUGAAACCCCCAACAACCUUUCUGAGGAGAUGGUGAGGUGCAUGGCAGGGGUGUACUGCAAGCUUGCAGAUCCACCUCUGGUUCACCACCGUGCAUCGUCGUCGCCAACGUCGUCGCUCUCGUCGACGACAAGUGUGGUCUCCCCACAGUACCUUGGGGACAUGUGGAGCCCCAAUUGCAGGAGAGAAGCCACCCUGGACUCGCGGCUGAUCAACCCGUUCCACGUCGAGGGGCUCAAGGAGUUCAGUGGACCGUACAACACAAUGGUUGAGGUCCCAUCGAUUUCCCGCGACCGCCCGAGGCUUAGAGAAGUCGAAGAUUUGCUACAAACUUACAAGUUAAUUCUUCAUCGUUUGGAAACCGUCGACCUCCGGAGGAUGGCGAACGAGGAGAAGCUCGCCUUCUGGAUCAACAUACACAAUGCACUGUUGAUGAGUGCCUACCUCAAGCAUGGCAUCCCACAGAACCAUCUGAAGAAGACAUCACUUCUUGUCAAGGCCGAGUGCAAGAUCGCUGGGCGCAGCAUCAACGCAGCGGCCAUCCAGGGGCUGGUCCUCGGAUGCAGCACCCACUGUCCCGGACAGUGGCUAAGGACUUUGCUGCAGCCAAGGAUGAAAAGCAGAGGGAGCAAAGCAGGGGGGCAAUGGCAAGCCUUUGGCAUCCAUCGGGCCGAGCCUCUUCUGCGCUUCGCGCUUUGCUCCGGCAGCCAUUCCGAUCCCGCGGUGAGGGUGUACACGCCCAAGCGGCUGCGCCAGCAGCUCGAGGCGGCCAAGGAGGAGUACAUCCGCGCCACGGUGGGGGUCCGCCCGCCGGACCAUCAGCACCGCCGCGGCAGGGUGGUGCUUCCCAAGCUGGUGGAGGCCUACGCCAGGGACGUCGGGCUCUCGCCGGAGCGGCUCCUCGACGCGGCGCAGCGGUGCCUGCCGGAGAGCGUGCGGGCAGCGGUGCAGCGGUGCCGGCAGCAGCAGCAGGGGACGGCGGCGAGUAAGGCGGUGGUGGAGUGGGCGCCGCACAGGCAGAGCUUCCGGUACCUGCUCGCCAGGGACCUCGCGUUCCCACACCUCAGCUGAUCAAAGCUUCCACGGUCACCUGCAUGGUUGCCAUGGCUUGGCCUUUGCUUGACAUGACUCAUCGAUUACUGAUUAGUGGCAGUGGGUGAAAUUGAUUAAGUGAUCACUAAAUUGUUGAUAGAUUUGGUUCUAGGAUUACACUACUUAUCUCCAAGAAUUUUCUUGUGUGUAUGUACUUUGUCUAAGGAGAUGGACGCGCUGUAAAGAGAUUUUGCCUUUUGUAGAUAAACAUAUAACCGAGGAUUUUGCCUUUUGUAGUAUUACCGAAAAA
This is a messenger RNA of Hordeum vulgare subsp. vulgare (domesticated barley), 2471 nucleotides long. RefSeq lists its product as uncharacterized. Lineage: Eukaryota; Viridiplantae; Streptophyta; Magnoliopsida; Poales; Poaceae. The transcript has 12 exons. The record is from RefSeq and is a predicted model, not a curated record. The coding region runs from base 218 to 2200 and encodes 660 amino acids.